Molecule: messenger RNA, 4868 nt
Organism: Bursaphelenchus xylophilus (pine wood nematode)
Lineage: Eukaryota; Metazoa; Nematoda; Chromadorea; Rhabditida; Aphelenchoididae
Source: the annotation of a GenBank genome assembly
AUGUUGCGACAUCUCCUCCUUGUCCUGGCUGUUGGACUAGCCCCAGUGCAGACGUUUUAUCUCCCCGGUUUGGCUCCAGUCAACUUCUGUGAAGCCGAUCAGCGAUCGGCUAAAUGCCCGGUAGGAGAUUUGGCCUCAAAAAUCGAUUUUUUUGAUAUUGUAGUAGUGAUCUGAAUAUAAAAAUUCAAAUUUCAGAGCAAUGUGACGUUAUUUGUCAACAAAUUGGACAGCGAUCAAAGUGUAAUCCCAUACGAAUACCAUAGCUUCGACUUUUGCGUCGGCUCCGAGGACGAAUCGCCCGUCGAAAAUUUGGGUCAAGUCUUGUUCGGCGAGCGAAUUCGACCCUCUCCAUAUAAGGUACGGUGUUUAUGUUGUUUGUUUGGAGUUUUAGGAUCAUGAAGGAAGCAGUGAUCAAAAAUGGAAAUGAGUUUUUUACUUUGAUCCAGAAAAAAAUUACGAAUUAAAUCAGGUGGUAGAAUAUCGAAAAACUUAUGUUUUUUUGUCAGAGAAGAAUAAAAAUGAGUUUUUGGUGGUAAAAUACGUGGCGCUUUGCAAUUCAGUACUGUUUGAGUAGGAGGUUUCAUGAGAUCACGGAGUUGUAGACGUGGAUAAUAUAACUGAUGCCUAGUGUAAUAUAAUUUUUGGCGUAGAAACUGCGGAAAAUACCUUUAAAUAGAAGUUUAGGAAUGUUUAAAGCGUAUGAAAAUUUUUGGGACAAGUUUUCUUUCAAUAUGCGUCAAUAUCGGCAUGAACAACAUCCCGAUAUCAAGUGCAAUAUAAAUGAUUUUCAGAUUAGCUUCAAAGAAUCCCAACAAUGCACCAGCCUCUGCGAGAAGACCUACGACAACGCGAAUGCCGUCGACCAGGACAAAAUCAAGUUGUUGUUCCGAGGAAUGAAGCUGAACUACCAGCACCAUUGGAUCAUCGACAACAUGCCCGUCACAUUCUGUUUCAUCAACCAGCAGAAUAUGAACGUCUGCACCACUGGCUUCCCCAUGGGCUGCUACGUCACCCCCGAAGGCAAACCGAAGGACGCGUGCGUGCUGGACACCAGAUAUCGCCAGCCGGACAGCUACUAUCUGUUCAAUCAUGUCGAUAUCAAGAUUGAAUAUCGCGAUAUGUCCAAUGAUCCCAACUUUUUGGACGAGAAAAUUGGUGGAAGAAUUAUUAGAAUCAAGGUCCAGCCGAGAAGGUGGGAUUUUUUGGGGGUUUUGAAAAGUUUUAUAUUGUACUAGGUGGUAGAUGUUUGAAGGGCAAAAAAUCAAAGUUUUUGGUAAUGAAUAAGUCUUCCGAAGGGAUUGUAGGGUAGAUUAAGGCCCUAUGUUGCUAAUCCGUGGCAUAUCACCCGAUUUUUUUAACGAAAUUUGCAAGAAUUUUGCAUUAUAUUACUUUAGAUGAGCUUCAAAAAUUUGAUGAAAGUUUUUUUCGAUUUUUGUUUUCAGUAUCAAGCAUGAGGACCCCAACAAAUUGGAUUGCUCCCUUUCGGCCCCUCCUCAGGCUAUCGGCAGCAAUGACAAGAACUUUAAGGUUCAUUACACCUACUCCAUUGUUUGGGAGGUAAGAAAUUAACUUUGAUGGGGUUGUUGGGACUUUUUUGAGUUCAAAUAGUGCUAUAGAGUGUUUCUAAUAUUUUUUGGGUAUGAAAACUUUUGAAAUCGCGAAAAAGUAUCAUGGAUACCUUUUGAUACUUUUUGAGGUUUUUUGCGGAAAUGAUGGAAAAAUCGGUUUGAAUGUAUUUUAUGGUUGAUUAGGAGUAUUUUGAGAGCGUUGUGUUAUAGUAUCAAGCUUAUUUUAUCAACCAAUUUGCGAUGUUUUAGAAAACCGAAGUGAAAUGGUCCUCGAGAUGGGAUUACAUCCUCGAUUCCAUGCCCCACACCAACAUCCAAUGGUUCUCGAUCAUGAACUCGCUGGUGAUUGUCCUAUUUUUGUCCGGCAUGGUCGGAAUGAUCCUCUUGAGAACCCUCCACAGAGAUAUCGCCCGAUAUAAUCAACUCGAUAAUGAAGAAGACGCCCAAGAAGAGUUUGGCUGGAAAUUGGUCCACGGAGAUGUCUUCCGAGCCCCUAGACAUCCCUUGUUGCUUUCGGUGUUUGUUGGAGCCGGAUCUCAACUGUUGUUGUGCUCCAGUAUCACUUUGAGUAAGCUUUGAGAACGGUUAUUAAGAUUUUGAUGGGAGUUUUGAGGAAGAUUGGGGGUUUGGAGUAGAGACGGUAGGAGAAGAGCUCGUAUUUUACAAUUUUUUGGGUUGGAAAUUGAAUUUUGAAGAUUUUUUUGCUUUGGGGGCCUUGGACGUUAUUUUAGGCAAAAAUUGGGUAUAUUGUUGUUUUUUAGGGGGAAGUAGAGGUUAUAAUAUUUGGAAAAGGUAUUUUUUGGCGUAUUUUACAGUCUCCUUAAAGGUGAAGUCGAACUUGAUAUUUUUUUUUGAAUUUUGGAUGUUUUUUGGCAUUACAGUGACGGACCUGAUUGAUCCAGUGGCAAAAAACGUACCAUUUUGCAUCCGAGAAGUAUCAAAAAAUGUAGCAAAAUACCUCCUUCUCCAACUAAAAAAAACUCCGUUUUGAAGGGCCCUCACAAAAAGAGAGGGCGCGCUUUUGAAAUCGGAGUUUUUUUUUCGCUUGGAGAGGGAGAUAUUUUGCUACAUUUUUGAUACUUCCCGAAUGCAAAAUGGUACAUUUUUUGUCCCUGGAUCAGGUCCGUCACUGCAAUGUCAAAAAGCAUCCAAAAUUCAAAAAAAAAAAAAUUUUUUUUCUCAAAUUCGACUUCAACUUUAAAGAGACUGUAAAGUACGCCAAAAAAUACCUUUUUCAAAUAUUAUAAUCUCUACUUCCCCCUAAAAAACAACAAUAUACCUAAUUUUUGCCUAAAAUAAUGUCCAAGGCCCCCAAAGCAAAAAAAUUCUUCAAAAUUCAAUUUCCAACCCAAAAAAAUUGUAAAAUACGAGGUUUUCUUCCACCACCUCUACUCCAAACCCAAAAAAGAAUUGAGUUUCUAUUUUUUUCUUCCCCUUUUUACUAUUUUUACCUUGUUUUAGUCUUUGCCUGCCUCGGUUUCCUCUCCCCCGCCAACCGUGGAGCCCUGAUGACCUUUGCCCUCGUCUUCUACGUCCUGUUCGGCAUUGUGAGCGGCUAUGUGUCGGCGCGCCUCUACAAAAUGAUGGACGGCAUCAACUGGAAGACGAACAUCCUCCUCACCAGCACCUUGAUCCCCGGCAUCAUGUUUGGGGUCCUGUUCGUCACGAACUCGAUGCUCUGGGCCAAGGGAUCGUCGGCGGCGGUCCCAUUCGGCACCCUGGUCGCCCUCCUGGCCCUCUGGCUCUUCGUCUCGGUCCCACUUUCGUUCGUCGGAUCCUUCUUCGGCUUCAAGGCCGAUAAGAUUACGGCCCCGGUGAGAACGAACCAGAUCCCAAGACAGGUGCCCUAUCAAACCAUGUACACCAAACCACUCCCAGGCAUGCUCAUGGGAGGCAUUUUGCCAUUUGGAUGUAUUUUUAUUCAAUUGUUCUUCAUCUUGAAUAGUAUCUGGUGAGUUGGAUUUUUUUUGGGAUUUUGGAGGUAUUUUUGAAAAAAAUGUGGCGUUUUUUGGGGUAGACAGAGAGUAGAGAGAUUGUAGAGGAUAGGAGAAGUAAUUUCAGAUUGGAAAAUGGGAGAUUUGGAGGAUUUUUUCGCCUUCUGGGAUCAGAUGUCAAGUAUAAUAUAAUUUUAGUGGAAUUUUGAGGACAAUGAUGGAGUAUGGGGAGGAUUUAGAAACUGUAAGGUGCAUAAUGAGAUUUAAAGCUGAUUUAAGGGUUAAAAUGGCUUGUAUUAUAAGAAAAUUACUAAUUUUACCAUCUGAUGUCAUGUAUAAUAUAAUUUUAUGAAGUUUGUGCAAUAUAUUUUGAAACUUUGCGGGAAUUUUGUGAUUUUUAGAAAUUAGAAGCCUUAAAAUACGAUUUAGAAUCAUUUUUGUGGAUCUAAAUUAUUUUUCCCAUGUAAAAAUUUCGAUUUUACCAUCACGUGUCAUGGAUAAUAUAAUUUUCCCGUUUUCAGGGCCCACCAAGUCUUCUACAUGUUCGGAUUCCUCUCGUUGGUCUUCCUGAUCCUCAUCAUCACUUGCUCGGAGGCCACCAUCCUCCUGGCCUACUUCCAUUUGUGCGCCGAGGACUAUCAUUGGUGGUGGAGGUCGUUCUUCACCUCGGGAUUCACUGCUGUCUACCUGUUCGCGUACUGUGUUCAUUACUUGAGCAAGUUGUCGAUCCAGGGCACCAUCUCGACCAUUUUGUACUUUACCUACACCGGUAUUUUCGUCUUCUUGUUCUUCCUUAUGACAGGUGAGGAAUUUUUGAAAAUUUUGUGAGUUUUAGGUGGAUAUGGGGAAGAUUAGUGGUGGAAUGGGGGAUAAUAGGAAGAAUAGAGGAGUUGGAAGGAUGAUUGAGGAGUUUGAAGUGGAUUAAGGGACUGAAAAGGCGAUAUUUUCCAUAAAAUAAGGUGAAAAUGUCAUGGAGAAUAUAAAAAGUAGGUCUAAAUUGGGCAAAAUGGAUGUCAUUAGGAAGGACAAAGAAUGUGGAGGCCUCAUAGAGGCAGUUGAACUAGACUAGAGGUCCAAAAAAGGGAUUUUUUACCUAAAAUAAGGUAAAAUUGUCAUGGAUAAUAUAAAAAGUUGGUCCUAAGUGUGAUAAACAGCUGAUUUAUGGGUUGGAAAUAUCAUAAAAGACAUGGUUAGAGAAUUUCUGAAGCUAGUAAUGACCAAAGAUUUGUUAUCUAAAAAAAUUUUUUGAUUUUUUUAAAUUUUUUGGCCAUUUUCCCUCAAAAAUCCCGAAUUUCCAGGUGCAAUCGGCUUCUUCGCCACCCUCCUCUUCAUCCACAAGAUAUACGCCUCGGUCAAGGUCGACUAA